AUGAGACGCAGCUCCCUCCUGAGAACUCUUAACAUCCAAACGGUCAACUCCAAACCGAUCCUCGCCAGCCACUAUUUGCCUUUCUUUCUGACAAUACCUCAGCUGUAUAUCAGUUGUGUCCCUUACAGCUGCAUGGUCCUUAGGGAUGCCUGCCGGGAGACGGCCCAGGACGGAACUCUGGGCAUUGAUUUCGGAAGCACCAGCACCAGAAUAUUUCUUUGGUGUCCUGAAAGAAAGGAGGAAAUCGACAUCGAGAAUCCUGGCCGCCCGAGAUCAUCCGAAUACCCUGUUGGGGACUUUUCCUCUGUUGGUUACCCGUUCGAACAGUUUGGGUCUGUCUACCUCGGAAAUGACCCUGAUCCGCUCCGUCAACCAAUCUCACUCAAAUACGCAUUCUAUGCGUUAGUCAACCUAGCAGAAUCGGAAAGGAGAGACAACAUGAUCGAUCAAUAUGUGAUGGUCUCUCCACUGCUCGCAAGAAGAGCAGACCCAGCAUUUCGCGACAGGCUUCGCUCAGGCCUUGUUGCCCUGUUCUCGACCCUACACGGAAGGGUGACUGAAAUUUGUGCGCUGUAUCGGCUCAAGGUCACGAUCAUCGGCAUUUCCAUACCAUCGCAGUGGACCUUGGAUUUUGAAGAGGUCUAUGGAGGAAUCGUCGCCGAAGUUUUCGGGCAUCCGAGGCAGGACAUUAGUUUCCACACUGAGACCGAGGCAUUGGCUCAUGUGUUGCUGAGAAAGCACCAAGUCAUCCUCGGCACGGGCGACGAUCUUCGCGACCGCUACAGCGUAUUUCUCUUCCUUGACUUUGGCGGGCAUAACAUGAACGGUUGUGUUUUUAAUGUGGCUUACAGCGCAGCUGGUCAUAUGAGCUAUUACAGAUUCGGAAAGCCUUUUGGAGCUGGUGGCGGAAGCGAGCAAUGGUCGUACCAUGUUGGCGAGCAUUUCGUCAAGCUAUGGCACCGUCAAAAGAAGAGAAAACCGAGUCCUCAGGAAGUGAAUCGCUUCAUGGGACAUUUCAACCAGUUGAAAGCCAGCCUAGGACCUGGUGGUGACUAUGAUCGCCUCGACACAAGCAUUGUCGGUCUCGAGCUUGACCCCGCCGACAUCAAUGAAUGUUUUGAGAUAUCCCACAAAAAUGGCAUGGAAGAAGCAAAGAGACAAAUCAAAACGGUCUCAAUUAUCGAGAAUGCUGAGCCUUUCGUCAUUGUUUCUGGUGGAACAGCCGAACACAGGGUGGUUCGGGACCGCUUACGAAGCUUUUGCGACAGUUGUAACCUGCCAGCGCCGGGAUUCACUGGAGAAUGGUCACUUCGACAUGGAUCUGGCAAAAUUGCUCGAGGAGUCGCCUUCGCUGCCGGCAGGCUCACUUUCGCGCAGGGCUUCCAGGAUCGCUGGGUACCCCUAGCAACAGGUACAGGCAAAGACAGGUUUAAGAUCAUCUGCGACCCCUUUUUUGAUGCGGAUCAAGGUCCCGAACCGCUCUACUACGACACCUGCUACGAUUUCUUGCAUCUCGGUAACCUGAAGAAGGGCAGGUGGAAGCUUUGGUUCUCCCUCGUCCGUACCCAAGAUUCGACACUCCUAGUUCUCAAGGGCAGAAGAACAUACGGCAGGGGACCUAAGCGUAAGACGGCUGAAACUUCGACUAAUCCUUUGAAGUUAUACUUUGAUGGCGGGGCCAACUGCUACUUCGUGGACAAGACGGACUUUGACAUAAACAACUUCCGCGAGUGUAAGCCCUCGCGGUCCCCAGAGGAUUUGAGACAAGCACGGCUACAAGGCCUCGACAAACCCGAUGCCGGCAUUAUUUAUACUGAAGAUGAGGCUGAAGCUGAUCAUCCUGAGCCGCAGUCUCCAGUGGUCUCAGAGGCCGAAGUUGAUCAUCCUGGGCCACAGACUCCAGUGCUUCCAGAGGUCCAAGUUGACUAUCCUGACCCACAGCCUCCAGUACCUUCAGAGGACCAAGUUGAAUUUCCAGACGGGAUCGAGGAUCAUCCUAUGAGUUUCACGAAUGCUGUAUUCGCUCUGGACAGCAUGAGCAAUCAACCUCACGUCAACUCCCCAACGCUAUCGCAUCGUUUCGGUCGUCAAGAAGAGCAGGCUCCAGAGGCUUCCAUGAGUAUAUGGACGCCUUUUACGUGGAAUAAUUGGUCCUUCACAAACGGUCGCACUACAGCCGCCGCGUCACAGCUUUCAGGGGAGGCGGCAUCCAGAUUCAACCACCCCUCGGGUUCCACGUCCUUGCAACGACCUCCUAACAAGUCUACGAUCACUCAAAGGGGCCUCAAAACACAGCCUCCUCGGGCGUUGAAGAAACCUUGUUUCGGAAUAUCUGGGGAUUCUGACUCCGAUGAAUUAUCAGAUAGUGGCGGAAACUAA
Colletotrichum orchidophilum is the source of this 2379-nucleotide messenger RNA. RefSeq lists its product as uncharacterized. The record is from RefSeq and is a predicted model, not a curated record. NCBI's taxonomy places the organism in Eukaryota, Fungi, Ascomycota, Sordariomycetes, Glomerellales, Glomerellaceae. The transcript is spliced from 6 exons. Bases 1 to 2379 code for a protein of 792 amino acids.